This is a messenger RNA of Saccharomyces kudriavzevii IFO 1802, 1035 nucleotides long. It is a transcript of the gene AIR2, whose product is annotated as TRAMP complex RNA-binding subunit. Gene Ontology annotation, biological process: polyadenylation-dependent RNA catabolic process. The transcript has a single exon. Bases 1 to 1035 code for a protein of 344 amino acids. The record is from RefSeq and is a predicted model, not a curated record. NCBI's taxonomy places the organism in Eukaryota, Fungi, Ascomycota, Saccharomycetes, Saccharomycetales, Saccharomycetaceae. Gene Ontology annotation, molecular function: nucleic acid binding; zinc ion binding.
AUGGAAAAAGAUCCGUUACCAUUUGUCGUUGAUACGGCCCCUUCAGCUUUCUCAGAUAAAAUUCUGGCACCUUCGAUAGAGGAAGUAAAUAGUAAUCCCAACGAAUUAAGAGCCCUGAGAGGCCAAGGUAGAUAUUUUGGCGUAGAAGAUGACGACAAAGAUGCUAUUAAGGAAGCAGCUCCGAAGUGCAAUAACUGCUCUCAAAGAGGCCAUUUGAAAAAGGAUUGUCCUCAUAUAAUAUGUUCCUACUGUGGGUCCACAGAUGAUCAUUACUCUCAACAUUGUCCCAAGGCUAUCAAGUGUUCAAAAUGUGAUGAAGUGGGUCAUUACAGGUCUCAAUGUCCACACAAAUGGAAAAAAGUACAAUGCUCUCUUUGUAAAAGUAAGAAGCACUCAAAGGAAAGGUGUCCUAGUAUAUGGAGAGCAUACAUAUUGAUAGAUGAUGACCAAAUGGUAAAACCCAAAGUCCUUCCCUUUCAUACUAUAUAUUGUUAUAACUGUGGAGAAAAGGGACAUUUUGGUGACGACUGCAAUGAAAGAAGAUCGUCCAGAGUGCCCAAUGAGGAUGGAAGCGCAUUCACCGGUUCCAACUUAUCAUCUGAGCUAAAACAAGAAUAUUACCGUCAUAUAAACAGAAAUUCAAAGGAAAAUGAAGACUACCAAUUCAGCGGGUCUAUAUACGAUGAGGAACCGCUACCGAGACAGACUCACAAAAAUCGUUCACAAAAUGAUCAUGCACACAGCAGCAGAAAUAAACGUAGGGCAUCGAAUUUCCACCCCCCUCCUUAUCAAAAGCGGAAUGUCAUUCAACCCACCAUAAGAGGCGAAACUCUUUCAAACAAUAAUAAUAGUAGUAAAUAUCUGCAGUUCCAAAACACAAAUGUAAACGCCUCGUCAAUAUCUGAAAAUAUGUAUGGUUCCAGGUAUAAAUCUUCAACUUAUGUUGAUAACAACGACACUCUCAAUUCUUCAAAAUAUAGGAACUAUAAUUCUUAUCAACCAUAUAGAAGUGGUACCUUGGGGAAAAGAAGAUAA